UGCGUCGUUUUCACGGGGUGUUUUAGUGCAGGUAUCCUAUUCAGAGAAACUCCGUUAACGUUCAAUCAAAUGUUCUAAAUCUAGGAAGAGUUUGCUUUUUAUGUGACAGUUGUGUUGGAUAUAACCUUAGUAACCAAAAUUAUGAUUUAUUCAAAAGAUGAAUAUUUCAUAACCGAUUCUUUUCUCUUCGUCACUUCGAGAGCUUGAGGUGAAAGAUGAAGAUCCCGGGGUUUACACUGCUGCUUGGAGUCGCUCAUUUUUCUGUGAUUACUGCUCACCACCGAGGAAUGCGAAAGCAACAAAGUUUCAAGCGCUUUGAGGGUAAACGUGCGAACGACUCCAUCAUCGCCGCCCGUGACGUCACUUCCGCCAUUGAUUGCGCCGACCUCUGUAGUGCUCAUUACCCACAAUGCCUUUCGUUCAACUACAAGGCCAUCCCCGACAAGCCAGACCUGUGCGAGCUGACGUCUUCUCAGGGGCUCGAUAUCGAGGCUCUGUUGAACGAUUUCUUAUUCGCGUUCUAUAGAGAGAACACAGCUGUGGAGAGUAAAAGCUGUCUUGAUUAUUUAAAGAGGGGCGCGGCAGAUAAUGGCGUGUACAACAUUCACGUAGAAGGGGUUACACACCUAGUCCCAGUCUUCUGCGACUUUACAUCCGAGCAGGCCUGGGCAUGGACUUUGAUCCUAUCCUACGAGCUAAGAGAACGGAUUCUCGCUGCGUUCAAGACAAGCUUCAGUGAAAAUGUACCCAGUAAUGAAAAAACACCGAACAUGAAAAACCACCGUCUCAGCAAACGUGCUAUGAUGUCCAUCCAGAAAUACUCCACUCACUGGCGAGCGACCACAAACUACAACCUGGACACGGGACGUCUUAAGCCCGAAUGCGCGACUGCUAACGGAAUUCCGACCGACAGUUGUUCGAUAAGUGACCGCUCGUUCAGAGAUUACAUGCGAGGGAAGAAUUCCGACUUUGAUAUUUUGUCUUUUGAAGGAGGCAAUGUUUGUAAGAAAGUAGAGUACAUCAACAUCCGGGGAAUCGAGAGGAAAAACCAAGAGGCUCCUUUUUGGCAGACAUCUGCUGAAUUUUUCGUCCAUACUGACUCCUCUCGACCAUCAUGUGGAUAUAACGCAUCUGCAGGGAGCGUUGAAGAUGAGGACAACUUUGGUCUAUAUAGUGCUACGAAUCCUAAUUUCGCAGGCUCUGCUAACGAGGGAAGUACUACACAAUGGUGGUUUGGCGCAAACUUGUACAGCUAAGUCACACAUUUGUACCGCGUCACGCAAGACAACAGCAUAUGACACAUUGGUGGCUUGGUGCGGACUAAAUCACGCAAUAGUAUGCGUCACGAAUUUGUAAAACUUAGUCACGCAAUAGUAUGCGUCACGCACAAAACUCGCAUAUGACACAAUGGUAUUGCGGACUAAAUCACGCAAUAGUA
This is a messenger RNA of Nematostella vectensis (starlet sea anemone), 1438 nucleotides long. RefSeq lists its product as uncharacterized. Bases 216 to 1256 code for a protein of 346 amino acids. NCBI's taxonomy places the organism in Eukaryota, Metazoa, Cnidaria, Anthozoa, Actiniaria, Edwardsiidae. The record is from RefSeq and is a predicted model, not a curated record. Gene Ontology annotation, molecular function: oligosaccharide binding. The transcript has 3 exons.